AUGCGUAUAAUAAUAAAAUGGACUGAAAAAAUUCACAAAGGGGAUAAAUAUGAUGCACCACCAAUACAUUCACUAUGUUUCAACCCCGAUGGAAGCCAACUAGUAGUCGGUGCAGGUGACAAAAUAUUAGUAUACAAUCCGAAUGAUGGAUCCUUACUACACACUUUAAAAGGACAUAAAGAUAAUAUAUACUGUGUAGCUUAUGCACGAGAUGGCAAAAACUUUGCUUCGGGAGGAGCUGAUAAAACUGUUAUCAUUUGGUCAUCAAAGAUGGAAGGAGUUUUGAAAUACUCACAUGCAGAAGCUAUUCAGUGCCUAGCUCACAAUCCAAUUUCUCACCAGCUUGCAUCCUGUGCAAUAUCUGAUUAUGCCAUUUGGUCAUCCGAACAGAAGUCGGUCCAGAAAUAUAGAUCUUCAUAUAGGAUAACAUCAUGUGCUUGGACAAAUGAUGGACAGUUUUUGGCACUUGGAUUGGUUAGCGGACACGUUUCUAUACGAAACAAGACUGGCGAAGAAAAGUUUAAAAUAGAACGUUCAAGUAAACCUAUUUGGUCUGUAGCUUUUGCACCACCUUCAGUUGGCUCCACAGAUACUUUAGUAAUUGGCGAUUGGGGCCAACAGCUGUCUUUCUAUUCCCUAGCUGGCCAAGCUAUAAAUAAGGAACGACAUUUAGGUUUUAAUCCUCUGUUUAUUAGCCAUUUUCCUGGUGGUGAAUAUAUGUUAAUAGGAGGUUGCAGUAAUUCGAUAAUUUUGAUGGCAAAGGACGGUGCAAGACUUACAACGUUGGAUGAUCAACCGUCUUGGGUGUGGUGUGCCAAGGUUCACCCAAAUGCCAACGUUAUUGCCAUAGGUCGUCAAGAUGGAACGAUAUGUUGCAUUCAGCUAAAUUUCACUAUAGUACAUGCUCUUUACAGAGAAAGAUAUGCUUAUCGGGAAAACCUGAGUGAUGUAAUAAUACAGCAUUUAGUUUCAGGACAGAAAGUCAGAAUCAAAUGUCGAGAUAUUGUCAACAAAAUAGCUAUUUAUCGAAACAGACUAGCAAUCCAGUUACCAGAACGUGUAGUCGUGUAUGAAUUAAAUUCUGCUGAAAAUCAACCAAUGCAUUAUAAAGUUAAAGACAAAAUUUCCAAGCAAAUCGUAUGCAGUUUUUUGGUUGUGUGUGCAAAACAUUUACUUCUGUGUCAAGAAAAAAGAUUGCAAAGCAUGACAUUUCUUGGAAUUUUGGAACGUGAAUGGCAAUUGGAUAGUUAUAUAAGGUACAUUAAAGUUACUGGUGGGCCUCCUGGACGAGAAGGCAUAUUGUUGGGUCUAAAAAAUGGCCAGGUCUGGCGUAUAUUCGUAGACAAUCCUUUGCCAAUAAAGGUGACCCAGAUUAAUGGUCCUGUUCGAUGCUUAGAUCUUAGCUUGUCUAGGACGAAAUUGGCAGUUGUGGAUGAAUCUAAUAAGCUUCUAGUCCGAGAUCUUCGAACAGAUAAUCUUUUAUAUCAGGAAAAUAAUGUGUCAUCCGUGGCUUGGAAUAUCCAAUACGAAACCUUGUUAUGUCAUUCUGGUUCUUCUGGGAUGGCAAUUAGAGCCGGAACUUGCAGUCCUAGGUUUUGGUCUCAAAACGGAGGUAUGGUAGUUGGUCUAGCAGGGUCUACUGCUUUUUAUCUUCAAGGCAGUACUGUAGCUGAUGUCAAAGUUCCAUUGAGUGCGACAAUGUACCAAUAUCAUGAUUGUGGUCUGUACAGUGAAGCUUAUGAAAUUGCUUGUCUCGGAGUGCCAACGCACGAUUGGGAAGCACUGGCUGAAGCUGCUUUAGAAUCAUUGAAUUUGGAAAUAGCACGAAAUGCAUAUAUUAGAAUUAGGAAUUUAGAGAAAUUACAACUAAUAAAUGAUUUAGAGGUGCGUCAAAAAAAUAACGAGCAUCCUGAUUCAAUAAAAGCAACAAUCUGCGCCUGGUUAGGCAAGUUCAAAGUAGCAGCACGUCUGUAUCAGAACGCUGGUGAAAAUGUUAAAGCUAUGAAUAUGUAUAGCGAUCUCAGAAUGUUUGAUUUAGCCCAGGAAUGUCUAGAUGCUAACAGUGCAGCAAGCGAAUCCGAAUCCAAGAGUCUGAUCAAACUUCGAGCUGAAUGGGCCAGAUCAGUUCAGGAGCCAAGAGCAGCAGCAGAAUUGCUGUUGGCAGCAGGCGAAACUUUGAAAGCUGUACAGGUUGUCGCUGAUCAAGACUGGCCAGACGUACUUCUAGAUAUCGGAAGGCGUUUGGAUAAAUCAGAAAAACCAGCUUUGGAAUUAAUAGCGCAAAAUUUAAGGCGGUUAAAGGCGAUUCCUUUAGCUGCUGAAAUUUAUCAAAAACUAGAAGACGAUAAACAAGUUGUCCAGUUGCAUAUCGAGGCUGAAAAAUGGGAAGAUGCUUUCAAAUUAGCUGAGCAAAUGCCUGAUGUCAUAAAGCAUGUACAUCUUGAAUAUGCAAAAUGGUUAGCCGAGAAAGAUCAGUUUGUUGAAGCUAAUCAAGCAUUUAUAAGAGCAGGCCAGUCUGAUGAAGCAUUUAGGCUCUUAUCGAAACUGGUUCAAUGUGCUAUUUGUGAGAAACGUUACAAGGAUGCUGGUUAUUUUAUGUGGCUGAAAGCUGUACAAUCAUUGGAAUUAUCCAGACAAAGGAUCAGCAAAGAAGAAAUACAUUUAGAUGAAUACUAUGAACUCAGAUCUACUGCUGCUAUAUAUUAUGCAUAUGAAUCAAUUCAUCAGUAUUUACAAGAACCAUUUCGCAUGCAGACGCCUGAUGUUUUGUUUAAUAUAAGCAGAUUUUUGGCAAAUGAGACUAAAGGAAAAACAUUACCUGGAAUUUCGCAAUACUCUAUCCUAUUUGUUCUUUCAAAACAUGCGAGAAUCUUAGGAGCAAACAAAUUAGCUUUACAAGUAAUAGACAGAUUGCAAGGUCUACGAGCGCCUGCAAAUUUACAAGACCAAGCUGAGAUUCAUUUGCUAACAGGUCGAAGUAUAAAAGGCGGUUUUCACGAUCCUGAAGAUUUGUUACCAUUAUGCUAUCGAUGCUCCGCGUACAGUCAGCAUUUACAAGGUUCUUCAUGCAGUUCUUGUAAACAUAAAUUUGUAUAUUCGUUUGUAUCAUUCGAAGUGCUGCCCUUGGUGGAGUUUUUCAUUGAAGAUGAUAUAAGCGACGAAGAGGCUAUAAAAUUAAUAGAAUCUCAAAAUGUUGAAACGAGCACUAAGGACAAAAUGACAAUAAUGGGAGAUCCAUUUACAGAAGUAUUACUGCAAGAAGAUUUAAUAUUAAAUCGGUAUGCAUUACAACAAUUGGAUCCAAGAUAUGUUCUAAUAGUACAUAACAAUCCACCAAUUCCAACAAAAUAUUAUAAAAAUAUGAUGCCAGGAAUGGUUAUUACAAUUUGUCAUUCGUGUUACUGUGUUUUUCAUACUGAUGAUUAUGAACUACAAGUUUUGCAAAAAGGAUUUUGUGCUUUUUGUAGAGUUGCACCAAAACAUAAAUAAAAAAAUUACAAAACAAGUAUAGAUAUAUAAUUGUAACAUUUAUUAAUUGAUCACAACAAA
This is a messenger RNA of Ctenocephalides felis (cat flea), 3549 nucleotides long. RefSeq names its product intraflagellar transport protein 122 homolog. The transcript has 23 exons. Gene Ontology annotation, molecular function: protein binding. The record is from RefSeq and is a predicted model, not a curated record. The coding region runs from base 1 to 3489 and encodes 1162 amino acids. Gene Ontology annotation, biological process: non-motile cilium assembly; intraciliary retrograde transport; protein localization to cilium. NCBI's taxonomy places the organism in Eukaryota, Metazoa, Arthropoda, Insecta, Siphonaptera, Pulicidae. Gene Ontology annotation, cellular component: intraciliary transport particle A; non-motile cilium.